Messenger RNA from Podarcis lilfordi (Lilford's wall lizard), 5823 nucleotides. NCBI's taxonomy places the organism in Eukaryota, Metazoa, Chordata, Lepidosauria, Squamata, Lacertidae. The record is from the annotation of a GenBank genome assembly.
CAUGUUGACACCCUGGGCCAGAGUGCUCAUAAGCAGCAGGCUACUGGCAUCGUGUGGCUCUGUGGAUGAGCCAGUUGCACUGGUUGCCAAGUUGCUGCCAGACCGCAUUCAGGGUACUUGUGUUUAUUUUUACAGAUUCCUGAGCAAUGUGAGCCCAAAGUACAUUGAGGACAGCACAAUCCCUUAUGCUCCACCUUAAGCAGCGAGAUCCUCUGGUGGAACAAUUCUCCCUACACCCCUGAGGAUUAGCCUCCAAGUCAGAUCAAGCUUUUCGUGUGACAGGCCCUGCCAGGUGGAACGCCCUGCCAGUAGACUUUUGACAGGAAUCUGUGGCAGUGAAUGGCCUUGGUGGAGGCCUCGUGCCAUCUCCAUAGAGCCGUUGGAACCCACGCUCCAAUGCCUCAGCCCUGCCACUGUGGAAGCGGGUUCCAACAGAGGCCCAUUUGAUGCUGGGGCACCUGAGAGCAGUGGCAGCCGGCGGAGGCCUAGCAGCACGCACAUGACGUGAUGUGAUGUCACAAUGCACAUGCAUGCCACUGGGCACCCACAGUCUGGGAGUAAAACUUAGCCAUUGUGACUAGUAUGCCUAGACAAAGCCACGUCACUUGGUAGCCAUCACUACAUCUUGCGGGGAUGAAACUCAUAGCUUAACUACGCACUUUUUGAAAAAGAAUCAUAGAAUCAUAGAGUUGGAAGAGACCACAAGGGCCAUCGAGUCCAACCCCCUGCCAAGCAGGAAACACCAUCAGAGCACUCCUGACAUAUGGUUGUCAAGCCUCUGCUUAAAGACCUCCAAAGAAGGAGACUCCACCACACUCCUUGGCAGCAAAUUCCACUGUCGAACAGCUCUUACUGUCAGGAAGUUCUUCCUAAUGUUUAGGUGGAAUCUUCUUUCUUGUAGUUUGGAUCCAUUGCUCCGUGUCUGCUUCCUUUGUCCUGAAUUAUUCUGUAUUUAGCUUCAUUGGGUGUCCCUGAGUUAUUUAUUAUGAGAGAGGGAGAAAAACAUCUAUCACUGCAAUAGUGUGAAUUCUGAUUCUUAUUUGUAGAUAUAUUUUCUACCUUCGAAUAAAACUUCCAAUAUCAUGAUGCUACUAUGCAAGUCUAUGGUGUGACAAUAUCAGGAAUAUUGUGUACAGUUGUCUCACCUCAUAGAAGAUAUUGUAGAGUUGUAAAAGCUUCAGAAAAGGGGUAUCAAAAGGAGUUGAAUAACUAUACAACUUCUCUCUGCGCUCCUUCCAGCUGUUGUUCCUCCUUUGGUGACUGCUAUGGAUGCAGGCCCUUGGGAAUACUGCCAUCUUCCGUUCUUUGGACAUGACAAAGGCAGUGUACAUGUUGUUGAAGCAGGAGUGUGAACAUACUGGGAAGGUGGACUUUCAUUUAGAGUUCAUUCAGACUUUGGCUUCCUGAGAUCAAGACUGGUGACACCAAAUGGGAUAUGAGAAACGGGUCGAUGAAAACAGAAAUGGAUCUCUUUCAAGGUCAACACUUCUAGGUCAAACACUGAUUCCUGUGCUGAUCGGGCUACCCUGUUUGGGCUUGAUAUACUUCUCAUGAGACUGGGCCACCUGCCUAUUACUUUCAUCACAGCUGAGCAACCUGUGGCCUAUGGGCCUCAUGCCAGCCACAACAGGUUGCCUAUGUCCCGUACCUGUGGAUUGACUUCUUGUCCUGUGUUGGUAAUUGUGCUUCCCUCAGCUGGCCAAGGAGCUGUUUCCCAAGGCUGAUGAGCACAAUUUUCAUUGUAAGCAAGGUGGAAGCCUUUCCUGGUCCACCUUUCUCCCCAUAGCCCUCAUGCUCUCCUGAUCAACCCAACAGCUAUUUGUAGGGCUGACGUGAGCACACUUACCAUCACCAAUAAUGUGGGCUUUGUGUGGAAGUAUGGGAUGCACUUCUGAAAUCGCACUGUGUAGUUCAAUUCCCAUCUGAUUGGGAAGAAUUAAGAACCACACAGCCAGAUAUCUAACAAGGAUGGGGGAGAUAGAAGAGGGAGGUGUGUAUAUUUACAUGCAUCUUUCAAUCCAUCAAUGUUUGUGGAUCUUGAAAACCAACAAGACUGCUAUAUGAUGGGACUUCCAAAAUCCCAUUCUGCACCUCGCUGCCCAACUCAUUUAUGUGGAAGGGGGAAAUAUGAUGGGAUGUCAGGUUUCUUCCAAUCUCAGUAUGUUGAGGUGGGAGAAGUGUGUGAGAGUGCAUAUGUGAUUGUGAAUGGGAAUAAGGCUGUGUAUCUGUCAAUUUCUGAGUUUAUUUGUGUGAGAGAGAUGGGAGAAGUUUGUGUGUGUGUGUGUGUGUGUGUGUGUGUAUGCAGCCCCUGUCCUGUGGGAAUUAGACCUUACAGAGUUAUGCGGAAGUGAACCCAGGUGUUUGACCCUUUAAUCAGAUCCUCUUUCCCUUCUGUAAAAACUGUUCAAGGCACUCUCUUUUAAAGUUUAAAUACAUUUUGCAUACAUUUGUGUCUAAGAUAAGUACUGUUACAGACUGACUAUCUCUGAGCAAACAGUUCAGCUGCUCUCACACAAAAGACGAUUAAUAAGUGCCACUGCUGUACCACCUGACAUAACUGCCUCACAUGUAUGACAUGUCUGGUUUGGGGGACUGCAUCCAACAAAGGCUGAGAUCAUGGCCUUAUUUCUACUGUGAAUGUUGAUGCCAUUUCUCAAAGAAUGAGCUGCUCAAUGGAGUGGCACUGUUUCCUCCUCUCCCCUCACAGGAGUGGCAACUCUCUUCUGUCACAGUGCUUUUGACCUUGGAAACCCUGUUGAGAUGGGUUGCAGUAUUGCCAAAGGCAUUUGCUUUAUUCGUUACACCAAUGUCUUUUUAGGUGAGUAUAAGGUUUUUCUGUCUAAGUAAAAUUGGUCAUUUGGCAUUUUAUUGAUUUAUUGCAAUGCAUUGUACACAUGUACAAAAUUGUUUUCUAAUUUAUUGUAGUUUCUCAGUUUUGUAUAUGUGUGUGUGUGUGUGUGUGUGUGUGUGUGAUGCCCAAAAAUCUCCCUGACACAGCACAUGUGGAAGGCAUUGAGGUGUGGCUCUUGGUGGGUGUCAAUUGCCCACCACACAUUAGUAAAACAGCAUGCACAAUGUGCAAGGCUAGUAGACUUUCAACUUGGUAUUGGAUGUAAAUAUCACGUUCUCCCACACCCUUCUAGAGAGGCGAGCCGUUGCUGUAGCUGGUUUGCCGAUACACUUACCCAUUGAUGGAGAACUUAGUGGUUAUGGUAAAACCCAGGAAGAAGAAAAAACUAUCACCCCAAGAAUUUUAUUGAUUUAUUGCAAUGCAUUGUAGAUAUGUAUAAAAUUGCUUUUUAAUUUAUUGUAGUUUCUCAGUUGUGUGUGUGUGUGUGUGUGUGUGUGUGUGUGUGUACAAGCACAGGGGUGUCAACUUGAAUAAAAUGUUAAGUAGGCCCAGGUAAGCUCCACCCCACAAAAUCAAUCACAAGAUGCGGUACACACAGGAGAAGCAGCAGUGACAAACAUUGACAUUGCAGUACUGCAACACAACUCACCCAUUACUAUGUACAACUCCUUGUCUAUUCAUUUCUGUUGUGACUAUAACGUAUAAUACAUAUCUUACACACAUACAAUACACAUUCAUAUAGUUUUAAUUUGUAAACGACAUGGAGACUGUGGAUCCAGAGCAGAUGCUUCUGUUCAUACGCCCAUGUGGGGGCAAGGGGCCACAGCAUUCCCCAGGUGCAAUCCAAUGGGAGUAUUACCCCAUGAUGUUGGUCAGGUACUCCCUCUUUCCAUUUCUCUCAGAAAUGUAAGUUAUUCCAGCAGGGGCCAGUAUACAAUCUAUACUGAGCCUACGACAGAGAGGUUCACAGCAUUAGCACCCCAAAAGGGUCUUCUUUCUCCCUUAGUCACAGUAUUGGAUUCAAACACACAUCCUCUGUACAUCAAGCAAAUUUUGUAAACGCUCAGCUAAAGCCAUUAGAAUUGUUAAACUUGGCAACAGUGUGCAGACUUUGUGACCUGUUUCCAAACAUUUGUGUUAGAUUAAGACUACUAAUAACCAUUGAAGGAACAUUAGCUUCUGUAGACAGGUCAUUUCGCAAACUUCAGCUAAUUAAGAAUUAUUUAUGGUCUUAAUGUCUCAGAAACAUCUUGUGGAUUUGGCCAGGCUAGGUAUUGCACCCACCAUUGCCAGAACAAUUAGUUUUCAUGCUAUGAUUUAAAAGAUUUCACAAAAAAGGCCAGAAAAGUUGUUUUUCUAAAGUAAAUUGGAUGUCUGCAGUAUAUCUGUCUAUCUAUCUAUCUAUCUAUCUAUCUAUCUAUCUAUCUAUCUAUCAUCUAUCUACCUUCUAUCUAUCUAUAUCUAUCAUCUUACUAAUACUACUGUUGUAUGAUUACCGUAUGUAGUGGUUAAGAGCGGUAGCCCCCUAAUCUGGGGAACCGGCUUCGUGUCUCCGCUCCUCCACAUGCAGCUGCUGGGUGACCUUGGGCUAGUCACACUUCUUUGAAGUCUCUCAGCCCCACUCACCUCACAGAGUGCUUGUUGUGGGGGAGGAAGGGAAAGGAGAAUGUUAGCCGCUUUGAGACUCCUUUGGGUAGUGAUAAAGCGGGAUAUCAAAUCCAAACUCUGCAAUAUAAAAAGAGGUUUCAGCGUGAAUUCUUUCUCCUUAUCUGUAUUGUAGAUGUUCAAAUCAAAUGGGCUUUCUUAUCUCUGAUCUCUGGGCCUGGAGACGAUCAGUCAGGACAUGUAUCCACAGCAGUGACCAGAGGAGGAAUGAUCACUGGGAUGACCACAGAAAGAAGGAACACCAUGGUAUACCUGCAUCACCACAACCAGACACCUUGAACUGACCCAGCAGCAACAAAACAUUUCUCUCCCUUAUCGGUCUCUACAUCCACAGCAAGCGCUGUAACUCUCCAGUGGCUUGACUUCACCCCUGAAGGCACACUCUUUCAUUGUCUUCUGAGACAGACAGUUGCCAAUUUAUUUAAAUUUAUUUAUCUUUAUUAGAGUAUAUAUAUUAUAGUAUGAGCAGAAAUCCAUAAAUGCAGAAGAUUAGCAGAGCCUUCCACGCUAUCCCUCUCCCAUCUUUCACAACCUUUCUACCUUAAAGCCGACAGCUCGUGGCAUAGAACCAUAGUGCAUAAAAACAUAACGACUACUGGAGAAGGGAGACAGCCCAAAAUAAAUUGUAUACCCCUGAAAAUAAUAAUCUCAGAUGCCCUGCCUCUCCACCUGGAGAUGCACAAGGCCAAAAAAUUGAGGUGUGUCUCCUGGUAGCUGUAAGUUGCUUAUAGCAACGGGCUCAACAUGUGAGCAUAGCAGACCUUCAACUUGAUAUUGGUCAUAAGUAUCAUAUUUUCCCACAUCCUGUUGGAGAGGUGAGCAAUUGUUGUAGCUGCCUUGCCAACAUGCUUGUCCAGUUCAGCGCUGAUGGAGAGCUUGCUGGUUAUAGUGAAACCCAGGUAGAAAAAAUCUUUUAUCACGGCAAGCAUAUGUGAGUGCCAUGAAGAUAACAAAACAAAAAUAUGAUUCAUCCUCACUGAAUUAGCCUCCCAAAUAUGUUUUGCAGGAUACAUUCUUCGAAUGAUUGAAUAUUACAAAAAUGAAUGUGGAAGGUCACUUGGUGAAAUUAUAUCAAAAGGAGAACAAUACCAGUUGUUUCUUAGCCCUGCUUAUGACAUGGAAUGGAAGAUGCAGUUGGUAGAAGAUCAUGUCAAUCCAAAAACACAUUUCAUUAAUUUCAAUACUGAACUUUGUGUUCCAAUAAAAUAUUCUAUACAAUUUCUAAUUUCAUCAUUGCCCACCCCUCACUGGACCAGUUCUCCCCAACUCUACUCCCAGGCCUCUCCGCUUUGGCCUAUAAGUUCCCC